AUGUCUGUGUCUCAACUCACUGCUUCUCGCCGAUCCUCUCGGGGAUCCCGCGGCCUCUGCUCUUGCCCUCGCUCUUUCCUCCUCUUCGCCCUCGGUCUCGGCCUGGCGUCUCUGGCGCUGACUCCGCCUGCGGCCGCCUUCCAAGCGGUCAUCGAGCUCGCACCCGGCCAGAAGCGUUGCGUCGGUGAGCAGCUGUCUAGACACGUGCUCGUGGUGGGCGAGUUCCACAUCGCGUAUCCGGCGGCGGCGACGGCGCAAGGCGGGAACAUGCUGGUCGUCGCGGAGGACCCCGUGAGUCACUCCCCGAUCUUCAAGCAACAGGGGAAAGAUCACGUUCGCACGGCGUUCACCACGGCGCUCACCGGCACUCACACGUUCUGCGUGACCAAUACUGGACGCCUGAAGCUCGCUGUGGACUUCAAGAUGGUGUGGGGUCCCGAGGCCAGGGACUACAGCCAGAUCGCGAAGGCUGAGCACCUGGACGAAGUCAUGGUGCAGCUCCUGCGACUCCAAGACCGCCUGAAACUGUACCACGCGAAUGUGCUCUACAUGCGCGAAAAAGAAAGCAAAAUGCGCGAGGCAAGCGACAGUACCGCCAACCGUCUGAUGACUUUCUGCCUCGUCAACAUGAUGCUCCUCGUCCUGGCCGCCCUCGCCUCCGCCUACUACUUCAAACGCUUCUUCCGAUCCAAGAAGAUCAUUUAA
Molecule: messenger RNA, 705 nt
Organism: Toxoplasma gondii ME49
Lineage: Eukaryota; Apicomplexa; Conoidasida; Eucoccidiorida; Sarcocystidae
Exons: 1
Coding region: 1-705 (234 amino acids)
Biological process (GO): intracellular protein transport; Golgi organization; endoplasmic reticulum to Golgi vesicle-mediated transport
Cellular component (GO): endoplasmic reticulum-Golgi intermediate compartment; endoplasmic reticulum; COPII-coated ER to Golgi transport vesicle
Source: RefSeq, a predicted model, not a curated record